CAAUGCAGCUUUUAAGCUUUGACUUUUGAGACGAAAAUAGGAAAAUUUAGAAAAUGGGAAGUUUACGGCGGAAAAUGUUAUUAUUACAAGUAUUUUGUUAAUGAGCGCUGACCGUAAAUUGUGACAAUAAUUUAUAAUCAUUUUAAAUACUAACUGUAAUGUUUUUAAUGGAAGCAAUGGAAGAAUUAAUUCCAUUAUAUUUAUGUUUUUUGCGAAAGAUAUUUUAAAUUAAAUUUAGUGAAAACUGGAAGUAGAAUGGCUGAAAUAAUCAAGAUGUUUUAAAUAAUAACAAUAUGGCAAGGGAUGGAGACGUCCCAACAAUCUUUAAUCCGAAAAGAGUACGAGCACCAUCCGUUAUAAUUACAAGCGAAGAAGUUGAGACUGAUCGAAGCAUUGAUGUAGAACGUGAGCGUCCAAAUGGGCCACCGACACCGUUGAGUCCUCGAGCACCCCUUACGCCCCAGACCUCUGUAUCAUCCGCACCUCCUCUUACCACCCAGCCCUCUUUACAGCAAACUUUUAGUGAGUCGGCUGCAAGCAGUCAGGAUGAAGAAAGGCAGCUCAGGGAUAAGACUUGUCCACGCUGCUGUUCAAAGAUCGCUAAAAAGAUCUACUAUGGAGUUUGUGUUACGCUUACAUUGGUUGCUUCAUGGGUAACAGUGACCCAUUGUAUAAAAUACUUAUACUUACAAGACUACUCCCCUAUACAUAGUGCCGACUUUUCUAUGUUCAAUAAUUACACAUCAAGAUUUCGCACACAUCAUUUAUACAAUGCACCAUUCUUCACAGCAUGGUUCUGUACCAACUGGCUUAUAUUAUUCUAUCCGAUAUAUCUGAUUGUGGUACUCAUACACAAUAAGUGUAAAUCAGCUAAUGCCAUUGCAUGCGAUGCAUUCAAUGACUUCAAAGAAAAGGGCUUCACUUUUGCCCGUUUCCUCAGUCGCUGUGGACUGUUCUGCCUGCUGUGGGUGGUGACCAUCUACAUGUACACAUAUUCUCUGAAGAUAUUACUCUCAACUGAUGUUGUGGCUCUGUUCGCGACCAAUGUGUCCUGUAUCUACCUGCUCUCUUGGGUUAUAUUGCAUGAGCAAUUUGUGGGUGUCAGGAUCGUGGCGGCGAUCCUCUGCGACACGGGCAUCGCGCUGCUCGCGUACAUGGACGGCAUCACGGGCAACUCGACGCUCGGCGGGGUCGUGCUCGCCGCGUGCGCAGCCGCCGGCUUCGCUAUAUUCAAGGUGCUAUUCAGAAAAGUGAUGGGCGAAGUGAACACGGGCCAGCGCGCGUUGUUCUUCUCCAUAUUGGGCGUGGUGAACGCGACCCUGCUGUGGCCAGUCUGCCUCGCGCUCUACCUCACCGGCACCGAGCUGCUGCCCGCGCACAGGAUGCCGUGGAUGCACCUGCUCAUCGCCAGUGUUGCUAUGCUAGUGUUCCACAUGGGUUUUCAAUUCGGCAAUUUGGUGACGUACAAUAUAUUCGUCUCGCUCGCACUCAUCACAGCUGUACCCGUUUCCGCUGCAUUGGACGUCGCGUUCUACGGCGUGUGCUUCGAGGGUAUGAAGCUCUCCGGGAUCAUUCUGAUAGCGGUGGGCUUCUUCCUCGUCAUGUUCCCGGACAACUGGCCCGAUUACAUCAUGAGGUUGCUCAGGGAACACUACGUAUUGAGAAAGGACAGACUCCACCCACAACACAAUACGGACUGCAUCGCCGAUUUAGUAUACGUGUCGACAGAUGGAGCCGUCGUCGUCAACGCGGGCAUGACGGCUCAGGUAGAAAUCGAGACACCGUGGACUACCGAACCGGAUACAUUCGAUCUCACCUGAGGUCGCCCUCGGGCCGCGUGCGGUGACCGCCUCGCCCGCGGUCCGUGCUCUAUGUCGCGACUCUACACUCUGUGCUCUACGUCGCCGCGCCUCUACACUCUGUGCUCUAUGUCGCGACUCUACCCUCAGUGGGAAGUGUCGCCACACCUCAACACUCGGUGGCGAGUGGGCCGCAACUCUAUAGAGAAUCGAUGGCUAGUGGAAAGGUGCCGCGACUCUAUGGAGAGUCUGUUGUUAGUGGAAAGGUGCUGCUACUGUAUAGUGAGUCUAUGUCGGUGUCGUUCGAUGGAAAAGAGCCGCAGCGAUGUGGAGAAUCUUUAGACAGUGUGAAGAGUGCCGCGACAAUAUGGGGAGUCAAUAGUCUGUGCAUAGAGUGCCGCAACGAUGUGAGGAUCCUAUGGUCUGUGCAAAGAGUGCUGUCGUGGCGAUAUGGAGAAAUAGCGUCGGAUAAAAGUUGUAAUGAUAGUGCUGUGUUUUUAACUCUACCAAUACAGUAAAUAGCACGCGGGCUCUCUAUUCUACCUAUUCUACGACGUAUCCUUUUGCAGACUGUAUGAUCUGUGUACGUCAGUUCGCCUCUAUAUAAUCUGUGCUCUAUAUUAUUUCAACCGGCUUUACCUUACUCAACAUCUACUAGAUCAGUACUCUGUGUUACUACUUCCGCUGAUUGUACUUGUUGCGUACACGCUAUAAUUGCUUUAGUACACUUUACCUAGAGUAUUGAAGCCUGUAAUUGUAAAGGUUUUAAUAUUCUGUACAAGUGUCAUAACUGACUCUACAUUUGUUCAGUCAGCUCUACAUAGAGUACUGAUUUCGUUUAAUUAUCAGUAUUUGAACAAGUCCAGAUAUCUACAAUUUUCACUUAUAUAUUAGUUACGUAUGCCGGUUUUACAUGCUUGUACUUUAUAUUUCAACAAAUAACUUGAACAUUUGAGUGCUUAGAAUUCAUUUAGUUUCAAAAUAAUUUCGAUUUGAUGGUUUAAUAUAUGUAUGUCGAGAAUAUGCGGAAAAAAUGUUCCAAUUAUUUGUUCGAAGUGAGAAUUAUGUGAUAUUCUUAAGGCCGGCUCUACACUCUCGUCGGAAUAAGUGCUUGUGGUGGUUCUGUACAUAGAGUACAUAAACUUGUACUCUGUGCUAAAAUUGUAUGAGUUUACGAGGUUGAACAUAGUUCUUACUAGUUUCGGUUUAAAUGUUCAUAGGUAUGUUUUUUUGCUUUUCCUUUUGGGUUAUCUGUUAUCUCUGGAUACACGGCUCUUAUAUCUAUAUCUAUAUUCUCAAUAAAUGUAUUUAGGUUUUUUUUUAAGAGUGGUAUCAUAAUAUACUGCAAGUGAUCUGUGAAUGUGACCUCUUAAUGGAAUAGUUAUGUAAAUUACUAUAUAAUAGAAUCAAUACUUUAAUUUUUCACCCAGACACAAAUAAUAGGAAUAAUAUCACAUACUGUAUGCUUGAGCUAUUUAUUCACAUUAAAAAAUAUUUACUG
This is a messenger RNA of Zerene cesonia (dogface butterfly), 3300 nucleotides long. RefSeq names its product putative thiamine transporter SLC35F3. The transcript has 10 exons. NCBI's taxonomy places the organism in Eukaryota, Metazoa, Arthropoda, Insecta, Lepidoptera, Pieridae. Bases 294 to 1820 code for a protein of 508 amino acids. The record is from RefSeq and is a predicted model, not a curated record.